UUCCGCCAAGCUGUGUUGUGGGAAACAUUGUUGGCAUUCGAGAAGUUCGUCUACCCGAAUCGUCGACAUCGUCCAGUUCAGUGGACCUUUUGUCAUGCGUUCGCGCGAAACUCGCUCGACGCCCAUGUCUUACGUGAGUUCGGUCGCCAGGACCAAGGAGCCGCUUCUGUUUUGAGAACCAGUCCUCUUCGGUUUCGCGAUUUCCCGUUCCUUAUUUUCCGAGAAGGCAGCCGACCUUCAAACAGGGACCUUCGUAUCUGUUUAGUUUCCGCCUCUAUGACUCUCCGCACGCGGGCUGUGCAGCCUUGAUGCUCUCAGAAGGCACAAUUUGACGCUGUCAGAUGGGCUGAUGGCAGCUUUUCGUUUGCUUGCCGACUCUCUUCUCCGGAGAAGUAAACGGUUUUCGUCAGAGGAGCUAUCUGGAAGCUCAGACCCGCGAGGACACCGUUUCAGAUAGUGCGACACGUUUCUGUGGCUUUUCAGGCAGUUCUGAUCGUUGAUGCUGCGCUUGUCCGAGUUCGCACUAAGCACCCUUGAUGGCGAAUCCUUCUUUCUGCUCGGAACUGUCUAACCAUGCCUUUUGCCAUUUUGUACUUCGAUCGAAGUUCUUUGUCACCGCUCAUUGGCGUCUUCGGACUCUUUCUCCAGGGCAUUUUUCUCAGCAGAACCAACACACCGGACUCGCCCUGCCGUAGCCCAUCCUGUUCGUCUCGCGUGCAGACAGCAGGAUACACCUUCUGUCAGUCAUUUGUCUUUCUCAACUUUUGCCCUUUUGAACGCGAGGCAACCCUGUGUCUCCCACCGCCGCUUCUUUCCUGCAGGUAGCCACCUCUGGCAUUCUUUGUGUACGCGUAUUUUGAGGUCAGCGAGCUAUGUUUGUCACAUGGUAAUAGUAAAAACAUGAUCUUGCACGAACUUUGGAUCUCCGCGUUGGUUCUCGUGAGAAGUCAUUGCUCCUCCACAGUCUUCUCGCUUGUCUGAUCGCGGAAUUGUUCCCCGGAAACAGAGGCCUGACGAGCCCACAGCUCUGGUCGCACCUUUCAAGGAGCUUCUUUCCCCUGUGAAAGAAUACGUUGUUCAAGACAUCCUCGUAGACAUUUCUUUGUUCCCGUUUUUCUCCUUUGCCGUCGUCUUGCCUCGCGACGUCCCGAAUCUUUACUCGUGUGUGUUUGCGUCAAACCUGCCUUCUGUUCGUCACGUCGGACUCCUCCUUUCAUCCCUUCCGCUUUUCGCAUACGGGAGUGUCUCGCACUCCUCUGUAUCGGGUGCGCUUCUCGACACCCUGACGCAUUUGCUUGUGUCGCGCGAGCGUGGCGGAGAGAACCGCGGAGACAGACCGCAGAAGGAGGCGAGAAGAAUGCUUUGGAUGAUGGGGAGCAGCCGACUUCAUUCAUGCCUGGAUCGAAGAGGAUAGAAGCCGAUUCACGAAUGGCGGACGAGCGCGAACAAUCGUCUGGCUGUUGGAACCGCCCGGCGGCGACCCAGUCUUCGUCGGAUGUGGUGAGGCGGAGACUCGGCGGGUCUUCCUCUCAGUCGGGACUGUUGCGAGUGACCUCUGCAUCGGCCUCGCCGACUCUCCUGCCUUCUGAGUCUCCGAGAGAGGGCUGGAGAUCCGAGCACCUGCUCCUGCGCGAGGACGAAGGCGACGCGUCCUCGUACCAAGGAUUCGCGCCGAACCUGUUGCUACCCUCGACCGCCUCGCCUCGCCUCACAGUCGGGGAGACGCAGGGGUCUUUCCCGCUGCUGGCGGUGUCUCCGAGCGGAGACAGUGGUGGAUCGCGAACCAAAGAGGCCCACAUUCCUCUGCCUCCGGGUGCAGACGUCCCAGAGUCCGGGAGCGACACUGCGCUGGAGGAGGACUGCCACGAGUGGGGAGUCGACGGCGAGGCGCCCGAAGAGGACGAGAGCGAGGUGGAAGACGUCGACGAAGGCGUUCUGUUCUGGCGGCGCAUGCCUGCAGGAGAUCGGCUGAGGUGGGCGGCAGGCCGCGUCUUCCGCGUCGACACCCACAGCGUUCUCGCACUGCCGAUAUUCUUCCUCAUCGCCGCCAUUCUCACGGUCGAGGUUUUCUUCUACAUCUGCGUGCGCCUCCUCAUCGCCUUCACCGAGGCAGUCUUUUUCCACCUGGCUUCUCUCGCCUACUGGUUCCGAUCUGUCUCUCUCAGACGCGUCUUUGCCGCCGGGACGCCCGCAGGCAAAGAAGUUAGCAGAGCCGCCCUCGAGGCCUCCGCGCGGGCCGCUCUCGCCGCCGAGAAAGCCGCCCUCGAGUUCACGGGCCUCGGCGUUGGAGCCCCAGAGGCCGCUGCGGCGGCUCCGACCGCGGUCGCCGCGCCGCGGGCUCUGAAAAACGGGUGGAAGCUCGCGCCGGGGACGAGUCCUGCGCUCGAGCAGGAGCUCCUCGGACCUGCCUCCUGGCCUGUCUUUCGGCUCUUCUCCGUCCCGUUCGCUUUCGCCGGCAGAGGGUGGGAAUGGUGUCGGCGAGCCUGCGGGUCGCGCCGGAUCGGAGGACGCUUUCGACUCCUGAGGAAACACGAGGAAGGACGAGAUGGGGACAAGAAAGGCGAAAGAGGCGAGAAGGGCGCGAGGCUCGGAAGCCGGGAAGGAGGUGGGGUCGCCUGCGACCGAGAGAGAACUUUGCGGCGUACGUCGACCGGAAGCGGUGAGGAACGCGAAGCAUGUCCUCUUAGGAGCAGAGCGCGCCUUGGAGAGGGCGAGGGUGCAGCGGGGGAGGGAUCGAAGGACGGCGCAGAGAGAGAAGAGCGGUAUGCAGCCGGGAAGCAGAACUCCGCGUUGAAACGACAAGUCAGUCUCCGUGCAGAGGCUCCAGAGGACGAACCUGGGGAAACUUUGAUGUCUCAUCGCGGCAAGCUCUUCAAGGCGACCACGUACGAUGAGUACGCUCGACUCGCGCUGAUCAUGGAUAAAAUCACAGGAAGAGAAAAGUGGAAGCACGAACUCGAGACGACUUUGUACGACUACGAGGCUGUUGGCAAGCGCCUAAGCAUUCUGAAGAAGGCCAGACAAUCUGGAAAACUCUCGGCUCUCCAAGAGGCCCUACGAGGAAGUCUGCGUGAUCAGAUGUUCGGCGUCUUCAGGGAACGGUUGUAUAGUCGAACGUACCUGGGGACGAAGGUGCAAGCCGAGGAAUUCAUCGACGAAGUUUGCCUGUGCCUGAAGGAGUUAAGACGCCACGUUCGUCGUCGACCUGACGAAGUGCGACGGACGUUUCAGCAACUUCAGACGUCCUGGGGGGUCACAGGCCUGAUUUUGAGCGGAGGCGCUUCCCUCGGCCUGCACCACUUCGGCGUUCUGGAAGUUCUCCUCAAAGCACGAGCUGAAGGCCGCAACCUCCUGCCUCGAGUCAUUGGUGGCUGCAGCGCCGGCGCCGUCGUCGCAGCCUGGCUCUGCACGAGGACAGACGAGGAGCUGCUGGGGCAGGGAACUGUCGAGUAUCUCGUCGAGCACUGGAAAGCUCUGUCACCGAACUCUUGGCUUUUUCGCCUCUGGAAUGUCUUGACAAAGGGCUACAUGUGCGACAUCGACGUAUGGAAGGCUUCGUCGAAGAAACUCUUCGGAGACUUGACGUUCCUCGAGGCCUACGAGCGCACGGGUCGCGUCCUCAACAUCUCCAUGACUCGCGCAGACAGAGAAGAAUCUGGGGUGCAAGUGAUGAACUACGUGACUGCACCGAACGUACUGAUCUGGUCGGCCAUUCUCUGUUCCUGCGCAUUUCCGUUCUUGAGUCUUCCUCUCCCUCUUCGAGAGAAAAGUCCAAAAGGAAAAGCUGUGAUCUCCAAAGUCUUCGGGUGCAGCUACUUCCAUGACGGCUCCCUCAGUGGAGAUAUUCCUACCGAGCAGAUGCGAGAGGCCUGGGCUGUUAGUUACUCGAUCGUCUCGCAGGUGAAUCUCCACGUCUUCCCUUUCGCGGGGCUCCGCACUCACGGCGAGGCUGGCAUUCCGGUCCACUGGCGAGGACGCAGUAGCAAGUGGCGAGCAGGAUUUCUUCUUUCAGCGCUCGAGUUGUUUUUCAAGGAGCACAUUCGGUUUCUCCUGCGGCUGAUUGCUCUCCUGGAUGUCUCACCCACUCUUCGGGGGAUCAACGCAGGAAGUCUAGCCUUGCAGUCAUACACAGGAGACGUGACGCUGCAUCCUCGCUACAUCUCCGCAAGGUACUUGCGCCUUCUGAACGACACACGACCUUCCGACAUUUCUUGGUAUCUCCAAGAGGGCCGCCUGAUGGCUUUUCCCAAGCUCCACUUGAUCCGAAACCGCAUGCGCAUCGACCGCUGCUUCGAAGACCUCGCCGAGGCUCUCGAAGAAGCCGCUGCGGCCUUUGCGCCUGCAGGCAACACGAGAGGCGUCCAAAAAGUUUUCUGAGGACGCCGCGGAGGGCAAGAAAUUUGAGGUCCUCAAAGAGUCUCUCCGAGGGGAUGUUGUAUCGCAGUCCUCGCGUUCGAAGAAAUUCGACACACACGUUAGACAAGCAACGCGUGAAGAGUCGGAUCCCUUCCGCGCUUGACUCGCUCACAAGGACGUCCGCCAUUUCGACUGUUGAGAGAGAACAGCCUUUCGUCUGUUUUGCAAGGAUGCGGAAGAGACUCGACUGAGGAGAAGGCAAGCGCUCCCGAACUCAGGACGUACCGGGUCUGGAGGCGCAUGCAGCGGCGUCGCGCUCAUUUCCCGUCAUGUUGAUUGUCGAAAGCUUUUGUCAACGAGGUGAAAUAGUCACCCCAGCGAAGGCAGAGAAGCCGCAUACGAGCAGAAGAGGAAUAUAUAGGGAACGGCGGAAGAGAAAAAAAAGUGAAGAGAGGCAGGCCGGCAACACCGAGACACGGAGAGAAGAGAAGACACUUCAAGGAAAAUGACCAAGCGGGCCUUCUCUCGACUCUCGUCUCUGUUUUCACUCCAGUCCGGGGCUCCUCUGUCUCGUCUAUCUCCUCCUGUAGAAAAGCGUUAGUCAUUUUCGUCUGCGUUUUUCCUCUCCGCAAAACGCCUCUGCUGCCCUUUUGCAAACGCGCCUGCUUUGUCGUGAACUGCAUGAGACCCUUUGCUGAUGGCUGACCAAGCGGCCUCCUACACUGCGUUCGCUCCGCCUUUCCGGCGCGUCAACCACGUCGAAGAGCCUUUUGCCCCACCCACAGAAAUGCCGAGGGUCUGCUUGUCCUGCUCGUAUCCACGUUUUCGAGCGCCAGCACAGAGACGCAACAAAGAUACAGGGGAAACGACACCCGAGAGAAUCGCACGCAAGAGACGGUAGACAAAUGAGUAGUCAGAUGAACGGAGAGGGGUCAGCGAAAAAAAGG
This is a messenger RNA of Toxoplasma gondii ME49, 5303 nucleotides long. Its product is annotated as phospholipase, patatin family protein. The transcript is spliced from 14 exons. Lineage: Eukaryota; Apicomplexa; Conoidasida; Eucoccidiorida; Sarcocystidae. Gene Ontology annotation, biological process: lipid metabolic process. The record is from RefSeq and is a predicted model, not a curated record. The coding region runs from base 1393 to 4377 and encodes 994 amino acids. Gene Ontology annotation, molecular function: triacylglycerol lipase activity.